Oryza sativa Japonica Group (Japanese rice) is the source of this 1172-nucleotide messenger RNA. RefSeq names its product salicylic acid-binding protein 2. Gene Ontology annotation, molecular function: methyl salicylate esterase activity; methyl jasmonate esterase activity; methyl indole-3-acetate esterase activity. Lineage: Eukaryota; Viridiplantae; Streptophyta; Magnoliopsida; Poales; Poaceae. The record is from RefSeq and is a predicted model, not a curated record. Gene Ontology annotation, biological process: jasmonic acid metabolic process; salicylic acid metabolic process.
GGUGGUAUUGCCAUGUUACUCCUGCUCUCCCUAAACCCUAAGCUCAAAGCCAUCUUUCCUCAAAAGGCAAAUAAUUGUCAACACUGGCUGCUUCCGCUAUUCAUGAUGCACUAGGCUCAAUCAUUCAAUCGAUUCACUAUAGUGAGUUAGUGACCUCUGCUCGUAAUUGUCUGUUCCUCUUGAAAGCAAUGGCUCCUCUUCCGGCCGCCGGCGCGGCGGGGCGCAUCAUCCUGGCGCACGGCGCGUGCCACGGCGGGUGGUGCUGGUACAAGGUCGCCGCGCUGCUCCGCGCCGCGGGGCACCGCGUGGACGCGCCGGACCUCGGCGCGGCCGGUCAGCGAGGCCUGGGCGUGGGCGGCGCGCCGGCGUCGUCGUUCGCGGACCACGCGCGCCCGCUGCUCGACGCCGUCCGCGCGCUCCCCGACGGCGAGCGCGCCGUGCUGGUGGGCCACAGCUUCGGCGGCAUGAGCGUCGCGCUCGCCGCGGAGACGUUCCCGGACAAGGUCGCCGCCGCCGUGUUCGUCGCCGCCUUCCUGCCGGACUGCGCCAACCCACCCUCCCACCCCAUCGACACGUAUCAAGAAUCAGAUUGGAUGGACACCGUGAUCGAUCCAAGCCACGUCCCACCUUCCAUCCUGUUCGGGCCGGAGUUCCUGAAGAAGAAGCUCUACCAGCUAAGCUCACCGGAAGAUUACACGCUUGCGAAGAGCUUGGUUCGAGCGAGCUCCUUGUACGUGGAUGAGCUGCGGCGGCGGGCGGCGUUCAGGGAGGACAGGUACGGCGCCGUGAGAAAGGUGUAUGUGGUGGUCGAGAAUGACAUGGCCAUCGUCCAGGAGCACCAGCGGUGGAUGGUCGCCAACGCCGAGGUGGCGGAGGUGAGGGUGAUGGACGCCGGCGACCACAUGGCCAUGCUCUCCGCGCCGGAGGAGCUGGCUGGGCACCUCGCCGACGUCGCCAACACAUACAUCUAAAAUUAAUGCGAUUGAUGGAGAAUUAGUUAAUUUGUUUUCUUUUGGAUGACAUUAUGGUGAAACUUGAUUUGGGUAUAGGAUUAGUACUAAGUAGGGUUAAUUGGAUCCAGCCAUUAUAAAUUUGUCUAUUUGAAAAUAUGACAUUACAAACACAUAUUGUAAAUAUUUACAAUAUUUUUAAUAUGUACAAUAGUUUUUUUA